Molecule: messenger RNA, 900 nt
Organism: Ambispora leptoticha
Lineage: Eukaryota; Fungi; Glomeromycota; Glomeromycetes; Archaeosporales; Ambisporaceae
Source: the annotation of a GenBank genome assembly
AUGACCAUCAACGAAGAGUUCACGUUUAAUGACCUGGUGAAGAAGACCAAACCGGACUGUAAAGACAAGAUCACCAUAAAUUUGUUGAUCAGAAUUAAAGGCAUACGGCGAUUGGGGAACCAAAGAAAUGCUCAAUAUUCAUCGAUCGAAACAAUUCCCGAGCUCGACAUAGAUGCUACCUUUGGGACUGAACCUGUGCUCGACGGGCAGGAAUUCAGGCGCUUCACUGACAACCUUGCAAAGAUUGCAUCAGCAUUUCAUGACAAAGCUACCACUAACGAAGCUACAGCACGAAGUUACAUUAACCCUUUUAUGGUUGAGGCAGUCGCUAAAGUUAGGUCGAAACAUCUGUCAACAAUGCUGGCUGUUGAAGAGGACUUCGGACGGAAGUCGCGGCUAUGGUCGUCUGGAUUAUCAGAGGUACCAAACAUUGUCGAUUUUGUUUUAAUUACUCAUUCCGGGCUGUUCUGCUUACACAUUGCUACUUUUCAGAAACGUAAGCGCAAGCUUGGUGAGUCAAUCACCAAACCCCCAAUCAUCUGCGGCAUCGUGUCGACUGGAAUAGUGUGGCAAUUCCUUCGCUGGUCCGGUACACCAGAAGACCCUACUGUAAAAAUCUCUAAGAUGUACGUUUGUCCAUUCGGAGGAGAUAUGCGUGAAGUCAAGGAAGUGGUUUCUAUCAUUAUUCGUGUUCUUCAAUCACAAGCCAGUGUGUUGACACCACAAAUCGAAGUGGAAACUGAAAGAAUUGACAAAGAUAAGAAAGAAGAUGAAGAGCGAUUGGCCAAAAAACACAUCAAUGUUCUAUCCAUAUCAGUGAUCUCAAAGAUGAAGACUUUGCCCAAAGCCACCGAGGAAUAUAAAGCAAGUCAGUUAGAAAGAGAAAGUAAAGAAGCAUGA